AAAAAAUUAUUAUAAAUUCAAGCAGUCCCCCAAAAUUUUCAGCCAAUGGCACAUGAGCUGAAUAUGUAUGGCGCAUCUCUCUUACAGGAUCCCUACCUUAAGCUAUACUCAAAGAAAUGUGGGAAAUCCAAUGACCGUGGGCCGAAUGACUAGUUACUGACCACCGUAACGACAAAUGAGAAAGCCGGACACUACAAGGGAUUUCAUGUUUUUUAUUUGUGAUCUCUCAGAACAGAUUUUAUUCAACAGAAUACAGAAUUUAUACACACACGCACAAUGAGAUACAGAAUGAUAAAUUGAUACGGAAGAGAGAGCAAGCGCAGUCGACUGAUAAGCUUGGCGAGUGAUAUCGAACUCCUGUCAAGAAAUCCGUUAAAUCGAUGAUCUCCGAGAAGCGAGGAGAUGAUCCGGGAUGUUCGUUACUAGGACCGACCAAUCAGAUUCCCAGGCGCAAUUACGCCGCGAGUUCUGACCAAUCGGCCGCCUCUACAUCAUGGUUUGGUUACAAAGCCGAGGCAGAAAGUGUCGCUGCAAGACACGCGCACCUCUAGUAGUUUUUGGGUACGUCUGCCGAACUUGGCGCUGGCAGCCGCGAGAUGUCGGCACCGUCCUGGUGCAAGACAUCGGAGCUACGGAUAGUCGCCACAGAAAUAUUUCGAUACUUUUUUACUUUUGAUAUGGACUAUAUAGUAUAUAUAUUAUAUACUAUUGUAUAUAUGUGUUAGUUCAAGCUAGGAACGCUUUUAUUGGAGUACACACUUUGUUUGUGCAUAGUGUAGUUUGAUAGAAAUAAAAAGAAGUUUAUAUAAAGAAAACGAAAUAUACAGAUCAAGUAAGAGAAACAUUUACUUGCAUAAUCUACUGUUCUUCAUGUGUAAAUUUUGGUUAUGGCUUUUUAAAAGAUCUUUUAUUGUUCUUUUAAUAUACCAUUUUUCGAUGCUCUGUACGUAUAUUAAAACGUUGAGACAAAGUUACGUAUAAUUAUUUCUACGUAAUGAAUAAAAAUAUACAAAAUAUAAUGGGUUGAUUUCUUAGUAUAUAUCCUAAAAGAACACUAGUGAGAGCUUUGAAAGCACAAACCAGGAUAAAGAUUUGUAAACAUUUUUCUGUGAUAUCUAAGACCAGAUGAAAGAUUCAAGCGACGAGUUAUUGCAGUUGUUGUCUGCACAAAAAAUAUCUUCUCAUGAAACUAAAGAAAUUUCUACAAGUCAAGCAGCAUGUGAUGAUACUGGUUCAGAUAAUGGUAGUGCUAACAAAACAGAAUUUAAGACUUCUGUAUCUCCAUUAUUUAGUCAUUAUAGAUAUGGCUGUUCCUUUCUUCACCAUGAUAAUUCUAUUAAUUUACCAACUUUACCCACAUAUUUACCACCAAUUGGGGUAUUUUGGGACAUUGAAAAUUGUCAUGUUCCAAAAGGAAGAUCUGCUAUGGCGGUUACACAAGUGAUUAGAGAUAAAUUUUUUAGCGGUUAUCGAGAAGCAGAAUUUAUUGUUGUUUGUGAUGUUCAAAAAGAAAAUAAUCAUGUAAUGCAAGAAUUAAAUGAUGCACAGGUUAAUUUAAUACAUGUUGCUGCAACAUGUAAAAAUGCUGCUGAUGAAAAAUUGAAACAGUCUAUCAGAAGAUUUGCUGAUAUUCAUGGUAGUCCAGCAGCAAUCAUUUUAAUAUCUGGAGAUAUUGACUUUGCUGCUGAUCUUAGUGAUUUAAGAUAUAGGAAAAAAAUUCAUGUGAUACUUCUUCAUAACAAAAGUACUUCAGAAGCAUUAAUAUUAUGUGCGAAUGAACAUUAUGAUUUUAUGGAUCUUAUGGAACCACUGCCAUCUAGACAAUUAUUGAAGGUAAAUUUAUUUGUAUUAAUUUGUAAAUCAUUAAUUUGUUCUAAACGGAUUAUAUAUUUCAUUGAAAUAUUAAAAUACAUAAAAUCAUCUUCUUAAGGUAGUACGCCCCUGUGAAGACCGAAAUUUCAAUGCUUUUUCAUGAAUUUUUUUUUGAAUAGGAAAACAAAAUGCGAUCGUCUUGAAUUUGUAAUAUGUUUUUGUCAGUAUCUUAAACUAUACAAAAAUAUUUUUUUUAACCUAAUUUGGGCAAGAUUUGUCCUUUUUUUUUUAACGUUAAAUUGGAGUCCCCUAAUUCAAUUUGCAGAAGCACAGA
This is a messenger RNA of Polistes dominula (European paper wasp), 2146 nucleotides long. It is a transcript of the gene Marf1, whose product is annotated as meiosis regulator and mRNA stability factor 1-like protein. NCBI's taxonomy places the organism in Eukaryota, Metazoa, Arthropoda, Insecta, Hymenoptera, Vespidae. The record is from RefSeq and is a predicted model, not a curated record. Gene Ontology annotation, cellular component: peroxisome; cytoplasm. Gene Ontology annotation, biological process: regulation of gene expression. Gene Ontology annotation, molecular function: RNA binding; CCR4-NOT complex binding; RNA nuclease activity.